Molecule: messenger RNA, 2624 nt
Organism: Microdochium trichocladiopsis
Lineage: Eukaryota; Fungi; Ascomycota; Sordariomycetes; Xylariales; Microdochiaceae
Exons: 2
Coding region: 226-2481 (751 amino acids)
Molecular function (GO): protein binding
Source: RefSeq, a predicted model, not a curated record
CCCAAACAUUGACGUCUUCACGACACCAGCACACCUCACAUAUUGCUGCUUGUGCUCGACCACGACUUUGUCCCGAGUAACAUGCGACUCGACUAAAAUCUGCGACACGUAUCGCGAACGCCGCCUGAUCUCAGCACUGCGGUCACUUGCCGUGCGAUCUGUUUGAGGGCCCAGAGUCAUCAACAUAGCCAGCAACAGCGUUCCAGCGUUGCCCAGCCCGCCGACAUGGUCGCGACCUCGCAGCCGCGCGUCCGGCGGACGGCGCAUAAUACGCAAUACACAUAUAACCUCUUGCGCCGCGUCAACGCUGUCCAGACCUAUCCAGUACUCUCCCCGCAAGGCGCCACGAUAUUCCUAUACGCACACGAAGACGGCGUCACAAUCGUAUGGCGAGGCGGGCGGCGGUUCAAGGCCGAGGUGGAGGAGGCAGCCGCCCAUGGCCGCGGCGCCAGCAAGCAGAACGGCAACCCGCCACAGGACGCGGUCAUGAUUCUCGAUAGUGAUGAAGAGGACGAAGCACCGAAUGGCAAGAGCAGCGAUACAUUUGUCGACAGGCCGCAGUUUGAGGAGGUGCUCGACGAAGACGCGCCAUACCAAGAGAUCACGCAGACUCUCGACCUGUCGCUCGGCACGGCUGUGCACCAUAUUGCGACCCUGCCGAUGAGGCCGUGCACCGCGGAGGGCGCGGCGUGGGGCGGCACCAGCAUUCUUAAGGAGAAGAUCGUGUUUGCAGUAUCGUCCGCUAGUCGCGAGGUGUUUCUCAUCACACUCCCCCUGGUACCACCCUCACCGCUGAGCAAGGCCCGGAAGGAGUUUCAGGAGGACCUUCUCGCCGGCAAGGCUGGCAAUGGCAAAUGGGGAGAGACGGUCACUCUGCUCAACGGGCAGGAGAGAGCCAGCCAGGGCCUGGCCUUGAAUCUGGUGCAGAUCUCGGCGUCGUCUGAACGUAGCAAGUCCACCGACAGAUCGCAAUCGACAGCCCAAUCUGGUCCGCGGGUUGUAGUUGCUGCCCACACCAAGGAGGCAGUCGGGACACUACGGCUGUGGGACGUUCCUCUUGAAGGUGCCAACGGGUCCAGAGUCGACCCUUUCCAGGUUGAAUACCUGCCGCGCCCACUGACGUCAGUCUCAUUCAGCCCAUCACAACACUCGCAGCUGUUGUGCAACUUUUCGCCAGACGCGGUCAGAAUCUACGACUACGCACAAGCCUCGAUGCCGCCAGAUGAUCUUUCUGAAGGUCCAUUUCCCUCACAAGGCUCCUGGCUCAUCUCUCUCUACCCGCCUUUCAUACGGCCGACUUCGUCCAGGAAACCCAUUUUGGCUGCCGAGUGGAUCUGCCAUGGUGGUGCCAUUUUUGUCCUUCUCGCCGAUGGCCAGUGGGGUAUUUGGGACGUGAAUGGCCACUCGCCACAGGGUGGUAACCUGGUUGGCAAGACUGGGUCUGGAAUCAAGGGGGAUGCCCUGACAGAGUUCAGCGUCACUGGCUACGUUGAAGGCACAAGUCCAUUGCGAAACCCCGGCGCUCAAAGGACAUCUGCUGGCACUUCCGAGUUUGUGCCCAUGACACCACACACGCGCCGCGAGGCUCUGAAUACAGCAUAUGGCCCGGAGCGCCUGGUCACGGUCAAGGGAGGUGUCUCUGUCAUUCCCUUACCCAGCAGCACCACCACUUCAUCAGACGAGAGCAUUGUCUUGUGGAUCGGCGGAUCGGAGAAUGUCUUCGCGAUUCCGGGGGUCUUGAAGUUUUGGGAAGCCCAAUACCGCAAAGGCUCUUCGGCGGGUGGGAAUCUCUUUGGUGGCGCGCAGCCGACGCGGAUGCUGCGCCUGACCGACCUCGGCGCCGGACUCAUGGGCGAACGCUGCACGGGAGUGACGGGCCUGGUACGGUCCAUCAAGACGGGCGGGCUGAGCGCGACAGGCAACGAGGGCUUGCCCGUCGAAGUCCUCGUCCAGGGUGAGAGCCGGUUGGUCAUCGUGCAAGAGAGCGAGUCGCUGGUUGGCACCAAGAUUGGCGGUGUUGUGGCACGCAGAGCCCGGGCGAGCCUGAAGGCCCGUGACAACAGCGCCAUUGUCGUCUAUCCGCGUCCAGCUCAGCCCAACAGUAUCGAGUACAACCUGUCCUCGAAGCCUAGGAGCGCCUUCUCACGGGGCAGAAUGGGAGGACUAUUUGACAAGCCGAUCGAGGCGUCGGCGACGGCACCAGCCACCAAGAACGGGAUGUCAGGUGUCAGCAGCGGCCUUGCGACGUCUCAGACGCCAAGCAAGCGCGGUGCUGGCGGCUUCUCGUCGCUCCUGGGCGAUCUCGACGCUGCCGCCGAUAACCAGGGCGGCAAUGAUGACGACGAAGACGUGCUCGACGAGGGCGCAAUGGAGCGCGAUCUGGAGCUCGAGAUGCUCGACAUCAUGGAGAUUGACAAGGAGCUGGACGCUCUCGCGGUGGACAGUGUCCGCGGCCGGAAGCGGGUGUUGUUCGAUGCGUAGGCCGCGCCCUUCUGGGGAGGGAGGCGUACCGAGAUCAUAAAAGUGGGAAACAUGUCUACAGUAUAAUACCAGGCCGGAUCUACCAGCGGAUAUUCCGGAGAGUCCAGGACCCCGGGGCCCUGAAUCCGGGACUUACAGGAGGA